This is a messenger RNA of Tilletiopsis washingtonensis, 2308 nucleotides long. RefSeq lists its product as hypothetical. Gene Ontology annotation, molecular function: crossover junction DNA endonuclease activity; 5'-flap endonuclease activity. Gene Ontology annotation, biological process: double-strand break repair via homologous recombination. The transcript has 3 exons. The record is from RefSeq and is a predicted model, not a curated record. Gene Ontology annotation, cellular component: Slx1-Slx4 complex. The coding region runs from base 93 to 2219 and encodes 708 amino acids. Lineage: Eukaryota; Fungi; Basidiomycota; Exobasidiomycetes; Entylomatales.
CGCCGCCGCGCUUGCCUCUCCUCCACCACGCCGCCUGCCCGUCGCCGUUGCUCUUCCUUCCGGCGCCGUGCCUGGCGCAGCGGCCGCGCGCCAUGCCCUCGUCGGUCGUCUCGCACGCGCCGCCGCCCUUCUACGCCUGCUAUCUGCUGCGCUCCGUCGCCGCGCCCAACUCGAGCCGCACCUACAUUGGCUCGUCGCCCGACCCGGCGCGCCGCAAGCGCCAGCACAACGGCGAGCUCACCGCCGGCGCGCACAAGACGCGCAAUGGGCGGCCGUGGGAGACGCAGCUCGUCGUGUGGGGCUUUGGCAGCAAGAUUGCCGCACUGCAGUUCGAAUGGGCCUGGCAGAAGCCGCACCUCUCGCGCCACCUGCGCACCAAGCCGAGCAGCAGCAGCGGCGGCGGCGCCGUCGACGUGCCGCAGCCGCUCUUCCCGCUCUCGUCGCGCACCACGACGGCGCCCAUGGCCAACGGCAAGCGCCAUCUCGGCGCCGGCUCGCCGCAGGCGCAGCUGCUCGUGCUGCGCGCCCUGCUGCGCUCCGAGCCCUUUGCGGCGUGGGGCCUGCGCCUGACGUUCUUCGAGGAGUGGGCCUGGGCCGCCUGGGCGCGCCUGCCGCCGGCGCCGGCGCCGCCGCUGUCGCGCGGCGAGCGUGCGCUGCCGCCCGCGCACCUCGUCGCCUGCACGGCCGACUUUCUCGGCGUCGACGGCGCGCGCACGCCGCUGAGUGCGCUCGAUGCCGAGGCCAAGAAGCGUCUCAAGCUCGAGCCGCCGGCGCCAGCAAAGGGCAAGGGCAAGAGCAAGGAGGACGACGGCACGGCGACGCUGCCCGGCCACUGGCCCGAGGCGCUGCCGCGCAGCGCCACGGCAAAGGCAAUGGGCCUCACCUGGGCCGCCCUCGAGGCGGCGCCGUGUGCUGCGCCGGCCCCGCCGCUGCUGCCAGAGGCGCACGACGAGCAGGGCGACUCGCUCAUGAGCAGUCCAACCAAGGGCAAGGGCGCCGCCGCGGCCGCCCACGCGCCGCACGAGCGCCCGCGCUUCCGCUGCGACGACAACGACCUGGCGCGCCUGGCCUACGCGCGCCUGCAGCACGUGCUCCGGCAGCGCCACAUCGCCCACACGCGCUUCCUCGCCGGCUCUGCCGUGCCGCCACCUGCGGCCGAGUCAGGGCCGCGGGUGCCGUGCAGCGCAUGUGGCGCGCCAGUGCUGCUGUGGGCGCAUGCCUCGUAUGCUCUCUGCCCCGCGCCGUUCACGGAGCUCGCACCGCGUGCGCCGGCGCAGCGCAGCGUCUUUGGCCUGCUGCCGCAGGCCAGCGACGCCGGAGCAUCGAGGCACUGCGACGCCGUGUUCCAUCUCGAGUGCCUCGCCGACCGCUUCCUGGCGCCGUCGGCGGCGAGCGACAGCGGCCGCAGCGACGCCUCCGCCUCGCGCACCUUUCUGCUGCCCACGCACGGCGCCUGUCCCAGCUGUUCCGAGCGUGGCCAGCCCAGCGGCGACGGCCUGUGGAGCGACGUCGUGCGCGCCACGUUUCGCCGGCGCGACGUGGCCGAGGCGGAGCUGGCGGCGCGUGCCAAGCAGGCGCUCAAGGAUGCCAAAGUCGCGGCCAAGGCACCGACGCGCCGAAGGCGAGCAGAGAAGGCGGCCCCCGCGGCGGCGGACGAGGCGAUGCAGGAGAGCAGCAGCGAGGACAGCGACGAGGGCCUGCUGGCGCGCCUCGACCGCCUCAGCAGGCCCAAGGGCAAGGGGCGCCCGGCGCCCAAGGCGGCCGCAGCAGCGUCCAGCUCGACGUUGUCCGCCGUCGCAGCGCAGCCGUUUGCGCCCACUGCGCCGCGGCGCUCCCGCAGUCCCGUGGCGCGCGGCACUCCGCACGCGGACCUCGACGCCGGGCCGGCAGCAGCGCCGCUGCCACGCCCGCGCGCCCGUCCGGCCGCGCGCAGCGCCAGCGCCUCUGUCCUGCCGCUCCCGCCGCCGCGCUCCUCGACGCCGCCGCCGCCGCCACGCGCGCCGGCGGCGCACGCCAGCGACUCGCCCGGCCUGCUCGCCUCGCUCGACGCCCUCAUGAACGACGUGCCCGCGCGCCCGGCGGCGGCGAAGCGGCGCGAGGCCGAGGUGGGUGCCUCCGCGCUGCGCGUGCCAGCGGCGCCGAGCAGCAGGCCGUUUGCGCGCGCCAAGAGUGCCUCGUCCGCCGCGCCGUCUCUGCCCGAGAUCAUCGACCUGACCUGAGAUGCAUGCAAUGCAGCCCCCUCCCCCCCCCGCCCCUUGUCACGCGAGAUCUUGUCAUGACUGCGCGUUCUAUUGAUAAACCCAGUGGC